UGAACAAUAAGGAGGAAAAUGCAAAACUCGGUGGACUCUAUUAAUUUGGCACAGGUUCUGCAGAUCUCAUGACGCCUCCCGGAUAUGACCUGAUCAAUGCUGAACCUACUUUUUAUUGAUUGGGAAAAUGGGCAUCCACAUCAAAAUCAAAUGCUAUAAUAUCGUUCAACCUGUAUGCAAGAAAGAGACCACUGUUGUAGGAGAAUCACCUCUAGGUGAGCGCCUGCGGCAAAGCAAUCGGAACUUGGGAGAGUACCGUACUGAAGACUUCAUGGAGAGAACUACUAGAAUCCAUCUUGAUGAAGAAACAGCGAGAUAUAAUCGUUAUAUUGCGCGAGUUAGACAAGCAGAAAAUAUCACGAUUACUAAGCCACAGGAGGUAUUGUCUUUCUAUGCAUUCCUUCGAGAGUCUCGUGACUGGGUGGGGAGCGUAACGGUGAGAGCGAACAGCGAGAGAGAGCAUCGGAAACGCAUGCGGGAUGUAAUUGACGCUGUGCAAGAGUUGGGUAGAAAGGACGCAGAUGGAAACAAUCUAGUGGUGAUCAUUGAUGGCAGAGCUGCUUAGUGAGAAUGUGAUUUAUUGUGUUUUUCAUAAAUUCUAGCUUCUUUGUGUGCUGUAGCAAUGCUAGUGAUGUGAUUUAUUGUGUUUUUCAUCAAUUCGAGCUUCUUAAUUUGUGUUGUAGCAAUGCUUUUGUUUGUGUGUUUUAUGUGCAAGGAAUAAAUUUUGAGGAGCUCCUCGAUUUUACUACUAAUUUUUAUUCUAUAUAUUCUUCGUCAUUCUUUCGUUAAUAUAUGUACCUAUUUUGGAUGUGGCUCCAUCACAAAAAAUUUAAGAGCAGUGUGAUUAUUGUGAUAUUUUAUGAAACUUGUCUACUUU
Salvia miltiorrhiza (redroot sage) is the source of this 877-nucleotide messenger RNA. RefSeq lists its product as uncharacterized. The coding region runs from base 128 to 565 and encodes 145 amino acids. The record is from RefSeq and is a predicted model, not a curated record. The transcript is spliced from 2 exons. Lineage: Eukaryota; Viridiplantae; Streptophyta; Magnoliopsida; Lamiales; Lamiaceae.